Molecule: messenger RNA, 1736 nt
Organism: Spea bombifrons (plains spadefoot toad)
Lineage: Eukaryota; Metazoa; Chordata; Amphibia; Anura; Pelobatidae
Gene: CNTFR
Product: ciliary neurotrophic factor receptor
Exons: 10
Coding region: 56-1267 (403 amino acids)
Biological process (GO): cytokine-mediated signaling pathway
Cellular component (GO): membrane; external side of plasma membrane; signaling receptor complex
Molecular function (GO): cytokine binding; cytokine receptor activity
Source: RefSeq, a predicted model, not a curated record
GCAGCUGCGGUUCUCCCCGUUGGGCGCUUUACGGUCAAAGCCUGCGCUCCGGCCCAUGACAGAGGGACGUCACGGAUUUAACACUCGCAAGAUGGCCAGCCCGGUGACAGCGGCCUGCUGCAUGAUGCUAGCCACGGUGGUAAUGGUGCACGCGCAGAGACACGGCCAAGAGUUCAGGGCAAAGCCUCGCUCAUCCGCGGAGUCCGCGCAGCCGCAGAGAGCCGGACGCAGUCUGCAGAGAGAAAUUCACAUUCAGUACGAGAAGAUGGGCUCAGACGCCGUGCUGCGCUGCAGGCCGGUGGAUCUGAACGCGUGGGUCAUGUGGACGGUCAACGGGACAGACAUCGAUAAAUCGCAUUUUAACGGAUCCUCCCUGAUCUUGCGGAACGUGGAUUUAUCUCACAGCGGCUUAUACUCGUGCUUCGCGGGGCCUACCGGACGGCUCCUUCAUCAGACCAGCCUGAAAGUGGGCCAUCCCCCCAAGGAGCCCAUCCUGAUGUGUCGGUCGAACAAUUACCCAGCGUCCUUCUACUGCAACUGGCAUCUCCCGAGUCCCACCAACAUCCCCAACUCCUUCAACAUCACAGUCAUGCAUGAUUCUCAGCCCCUGUUCUGCGAGAAAGACCCUUUCCCCAAAAACAGGUGUCAUAUCAAAUACAGCCGUCUGUUCUCCACUCUGAAGUACAGAGUAACUGUGUCCGUUACAAACGCGUUGGGGAAGAAUUCUACCUCUAUCACUUUCGAUGAGUUUUCCAUAGUGAAACCCGACCCUCCGGAAAACGUCUUGGCAAAGCCAGUCCACAAAAACCCUCGCAGGCUGGAGGUGACCUGGCAGAUCCCGUCCACGUGGCCGGACCCAGAGUCUUUUCCGCUCAAAUACUUCUUGAGAUACCGGCCUCUCAUCAUUGACCAGUGGCAGCACGUGGAGCUCUCGGACGGCACGUCUCACACCAUCACCGACGCUUACGCCGGCAAGGAGUACAUCAUCCAGGUGGCAGCCAAAGACUACGAAAUCGGCACGUGGAGCGACUGGAGCGUGGCCGCGCAUGCCACGCCGUGGACGGAGGAGCCCAAAUACAUCACCACCGAAGCUCAGAAAACAGAAACAACAACUACAAUCACCACGACGACGACCACCACGUACCGCCAAGGUGUGGCCCCUACCACCAAGGUGUCCGAGCCGGAGUCUGUGAUUGGAUCCUCGGCGGCGCGGGUGUCGUGGCUCGCGGUGUUGUUAUUGGUGCCCGCCGGCGCCCUGCUGAUGUGAUCCCUUCUUUGCGUUCGGACUGAAGAGUGGGUUCCAAGAUUUUUUUCUCUAUUUUGCACAUGUUAAGGAGAAAAGCGUUUAUUUUCAGUUUUACAUUUGAUUAAUGUUACUUUCCCUCGGAACGGACGAACUACGGAGCGCUGCAACGGUCCCCGAAAAACAUUCAAGAUAAUAAAAUCCAAAAACGCGCACAGUGACGAAAAAGACAAUGCUGUCAUGAAAAAAAAAUGUCUGCCAAAACAAGGAGAGCUUUCUGGAAAGCUCUCCCCCUGCGCAGCGUGUCUGCGGGAGGCUGUACACGGAGACUUUGGAUCCGGUUACCGUAAGAGUCGUCAUUGGAUCAUACAGCUACACCGCCAUGCCAAAGACCACCGCUACACCCCCCCCACAAUGCUGUGCUCCCCGAAACAACAUGGAGGCGCAUCGCCGGAAGCGAGACCCCCAACAAAGCCUUCUGAGCCGCGCUCCC